Messenger RNA from Elgaria multicarinata webbii, 1092 nucleotides. It is a transcript of the gene LRRC19, whose product is annotated as leucine rich repeat containing 19. The record is from RefSeq and is a predicted model, not a curated record. Gene Ontology annotation, biological process: positive regulation of non-canonical NF-kappaB signal transduction; interleukin-8 production. Gene Ontology annotation, cellular component: plasma membrane. The transcript has 4 exons. The coding region runs from base 1 to 1092 and encodes 363 amino acids. Gene Ontology annotation, molecular function: signaling receptor activity; protein binding. NCBI's taxonomy places the organism in Eukaryota, Metazoa, Chordata, Lepidosauria, Squamata, Anguidae.
AUGAAGCUUGUUUGGCUCCUGAUAUUGUUUGCAGCCCUCUUUCUACACCCAGCUGUGACUGAACGCAAUACUUCUCAAACUGUUGUGUGUAACGAAACAGCAAAAAAUUACUCUUUAGUUCCUCUCAAUCUAAACAUAAAUGUUUCUGUGCUAUGCCUCAGUUAUAACAACAUUGCUUUAAAUAAGAAUGAUACACAGAUUCUUCGCAACUACAUUAAUAUCAGAGAGCUAUAUCUGAACAACAAUAGCAUUGCUGUUCUACGUAAUUACAGCUUUCAGCGUCUUUCAAAACUAGCAAUUCUAGAUGUCAGUAAUAAUUCUAUCACAGCAGUUGAACAAGCAGCAUUUGCUGGUUUAAGUAAGCUCAUGACUUUGCAUCUACAGAAUAACAGAAUCACACAAUUAGAUUCUAAUGCAUUCAUAUUGCUAAAGAGCUUGAAGGUCUUGACACUACAAAAUAACCACUUAGGAAAUUUUGAUAUUAAAGUAUCACUUAAUUUAAGCAGAAUUAUAUUAAGUGGAAAUCCAUGGAAUUGUUCGUGUGGCCUCUAUAGUUUACAGAGUUGGCUGGACAAUACUAAUGUAACAAUGGAAAAUGAAAACAAUACUGUGUGUACAUCUCCAAAUAAUCUGAAAAACAAUCCUAUCAAGACAACAAUUCUGCCAAAUUGUCAGAAUGGAGGGCUGACUGGAAUGACCACCAUAUCUUCCAUUUUUACAAGUCCUAACAAUGAUACUCUAAUAUCUGCAAAGAAUAAUACAAAUGGAAGAUCAUUAAAUUCAGGUGUUCACCACUUUGGCAAAAGCUGGACCUUUCUGAUGGGUGUACUAGUAAUUCUUGUUGGCACUACCUUACUUAUCGUAAUGGCCAUCAAAUUCCCAGUCUGGUAUCGUUAUUUUAGGAGCUAUAAUCAUAGGCGUCUGGAAGAAGAUGAACCUGAGAUGUUUGAAGAAACUUUCACACCUCAUAUGUGCACAUUCCCACAAACACCAGCUUCCAAUGAAGACGAGUCUGUAGUAGUUUUUGAACAAUUUCACACAUUUGUUCCAGAAGAUGAUGGAUUUAUUGAAGACAAGUAUAUUGAUCCCUGA